AUGACAAAGAUGCUCUCUUUGAUCUUUGUCUUUUUGGUCCUGAAGCUUUCCCUCAUUUUUUGCAGUUUGACUGACCCCAAGUGCUUUUGGAGAGUAAAAGACAAGAGAAACCAGGAAGGAGAUGAAGAGCUUGAUUGUUUAUUUUUUAUUUACACAAAGCAUGGAUAUGUAAAGAAUGAUCAUUUCACUGGGAAUCUAGACAAGAAGUUGACACCAAAGAACAUCCACUUGAUAUUCCCUCUUUAUUUUGCCAUGGAAGAAAUCAAUAGGAACCCUCAUAUUUUACCAAACAUUUCUCUGCUAGUUAAGAUUAACUGUGAUCCAAUUGCUAGUCUUACAAAAACUAGUUUGUCAUCAAGAACAAGUGAACAUUUUCCUAACUACUACUGCACAAAACAGAGAAGAUACUUAAUUGAACUUACUGGACCAUUGUGGAGAAAAUCUGCCAUUCUUGUGCCACUCCUGUACACCUCCAGAACUCCAGAGCUUUACUAUGGUCAUUUUCAAUCUCUCCUGAAUGCCCAUGAACAAUUUCCUCAUCUCUACCAGAUAUCUCCCAAGGACACAUCUCUAGCACUAGCUAUGGUAUCUCUAGUGGCUCACUUCAAAUGGAACUGGGUAGGAAUGAUCAUUUCAGAUGAUGACCAUGGAAUUCAAUUUCUUUCUGAAUGGAGAGGAGAGAUGCAGAGAAAACUUGUCUGCUUAGCAUUUGUGACUAUGAUCUCAACAGAUUCAAUGCUAUACUUCAAAAUGUUAAAUAAGUAUUAUAACCAGAUCAUGAUGUCAUCAGCAAAAGUUGUGAUCGUUAAUGGAGACAAAGAAUCUCAUCUAAAGUGGAACUUUAUCCUAUGGCAAUCUCUAAACAUUCAAAGAAUCUGGGUCAGUGUGUCACAAUUUGAUAUGAUCACAGUAAGAGGAGAUUUCUUGCUUAAAUCCCCACAUGGGACUCUCAUUUUUUCACAUCAGCAUUCUGAGGUAUCUGGUUUUAAACAAUUUCUGCAGACAGUACACCCUUCAAACUACAGUAAUGAAAUUUCUCUUAUAAAACUGUGGUGGAUUUAUUUUAAGUGUUCCUUACUAUCAUCUAAUUGUAACAAACUGAAGUAUUGUUCAACAGAAACCCUACUGAAAUGGUUAUUUAGGACACCAUCUGAAAUGUCCAUGAGUGAUACAACUUAUAACUUAUAUAAUGCAGUGUUUGCUGUGGCCCACUCACUCCAUGAGGUGUUUCUCCAACAAGUAGACACAUGGUCCAAUAAUGCUGGGAAGGAACUGGAAUUUGACCCCUGGAAGGUAUUCUCUUUGCUGAAGAACAUACAAUUUGUAAAUCCUGCUGGAGACCUUGUAAACAUGAACCAGGAAGUAAAACUGGAUGCAGAGUAUGACGUUUUCUAUAUCAUGGAUUUUCCACCAAAUUUUGGACCUAAGGUGAAAAUAGGAAAGUUUUCUGGACGUUUUCCAAAUUACCAACAAUUGUAUAUGUCUGAUGAAAUGAUAGAAUGGGCUACAGGUCUUAGACGGACUCCACCCUCGAUAUGCAGUAGACCUUGCAGUCCAGGAUUCAGAAAAUCCCCUCAGCAGGAAAAUGCUGUCUGUUGUUUUGAUUGUAACCCCUGUCCAGAAAAUGAAAUUUCAAACAUGACAAACAUGGAUGAAUGUGUGAAGUGUCCACCUGAUCAGUAUGCCAACGCAUAUCAAACUCACUGCCUCAAAAAAGUUGUAACCUUUCUGGCUUAUGAAGAUCCUUUGGGAAUAUCUCUGGUCUGCUUGGCUCUGUGCUUCUCUGCUCUCACAGCUGUUGUAUUUUGUGUCUUCUUGAAGCACCAAGACACUCCCAUUGUCAAGGCCAAUAACAGAGCUCUCAGCUAUGUCCUACUCAUCUCCCUCAUCUUUUGCUUUCUCUGUCCCUUGCUCUACAUUGGCCAUCCACAUACAAUCACCUGUAUAAUGCAGCAGACUACAUUUGCAAUUGUAUUCACUGUGGCCACCUCUACUGUCUUGGCAAAGACUAUUACUGUAGUACUGGCAUUCAAGGUCACUGUUCCAGAUAAAAGAAUGAGGUCACUGCUGGUUUCAGGGGCACCUAACUUCAUCAUCCCCGUGUGCACCAUGAUUCAAAUGCUUCUCUGUGGAAUCUGGAUAGGAACUUCUCCUCCAUUUGUUGAUGCUGAUGUACACAUGGAACAUGGCCACAUCAUCGUUGUUUGCAACAAAGGUUCAGUGAUUUCCUUCUACUGUGUCCUGGGAUACUUGGGCUCCCUUGCCUUGGCAAGUUUCACUAUAGCUUUCCUGGUCAUGAAUCUGCCUGACACAUUCAAUGAAACUAAGUUCCUGACAUUCAGCAUGCUGGUGUUCUGCAGUGUUUGGGUCACCUUUCUAGCUGUCUACCAAAGCACCAAAGGCAAGGCUCUGGUGGCUGUGGAGGUCUUCUCUAUCUUAGCCUCCAGUGCAGGGCUAUUUCUUUGCAUCUUUGCCCCAAAAUGCUACAUUAUUUUGGUAAGACCAAAGAUAAAUUCUUUUCACAAGUUCAGAGUCACAACUGCUAAAGCUGAAUAUAUUCAUUAA
Molecule: messenger RNA, 2565 nt
Organism: Peromyscus eremicus (cactus mouse)
Lineage: Eukaryota; Metazoa; Chordata; Mammalia; Rodentia; Cricetidae
Product: vomeronasal type-2 receptor 116-like
Exons: 6
Coding region: 1-2565 (854 amino acids)
Biological process (GO): G protein-coupled receptor signaling pathway
Cellular component (GO): membrane
Molecular function (GO): G protein-coupled receptor activity
Source: RefSeq, a predicted model, not a curated record